AUGACGUCGUCAGAAAAGGACAUUGAUCCCAUCACAGGCAUUGAUGUGAAUUGUGAGGGCACCAAUAAGCGUCCAAACUCCGAGGCCACUGAUUACCCACGGAGACGGGCCACAAUCGCUAUAUGUCGAUUACGCAAGACGCGCUGCAAUGGCGCCCGUCCCAGAUGCCAGCUGUGUACAGACCUCGAUGCUGAGUGUACGUACCGAGAACCAGGAAUCAAGCUUGAUAUGGGCGACAAGUUGAUUCUGGAACACCUUGUCCGGAUCGAAGGUCUGCUGCAUGCCAAUUUACCGACAUCCGGGCCUCAAUCCAUAUUAUCAUCAAGCUCUCCGACCACAAGUCAUGACAACAAUGCUGGGAAUGAUGAUACAUUGACCCAAAUAGCAAAUAGAGCCCCAGCGUGGAAAAUGUCGGCGGGGCUUGCAUCUUGGGUCAAUCCACCAUCGGGAAUUAGUAUCUCUACGAUGCCCCGGGUGCAUACCACCCCAGGCUUGCACCUUCUUCAAUGGCCCUUAGUGCGUGAUUUGGUCUCAAAGCCUUACGAUCCGCAGAGUCUUCUUCAGCUGGAGAUGGCCCGUGAGCCAUUAAAAAUGACACCAAACUCUGGGUAUGACCUAGAAAAUGUGUCUAUCUAUGUGCGGGCUUUCUUUGAACAUGCUAAUGUCUGGUAUGCCUGUGUAAGCCCUUAUUCUUGGAACCGGUUCUAUAGAUCCGCUCUUAUACAAGGGUUUCGAGAAGGACCAGUUAGCUGUCUUGUCAUGCUUGUUCUGGCUCUAGGAUGUGCCAGCCGAGAGGGCAGCAUGGCACUCGUGCCUCCAGACCAUGAACCGCCUGGGCUCUCAUACUUUGCCACUGCUUGGAAUCUCCUACCAUCUGUUAUGAUGCAUAAUUCUGUCAUGGCUGUCCAGUGUAUGGUUCUUGCUUCGGCCUAUUUAUUCUACUUAGUUCGUCCGUUGGAAGCCUGGAAUUUACUUUCAACGGGGAGCAUGAAAUUACAAUUGCUACUGGGUGAUUCAACCCGUGUGCCAGCACAAUGGAGAGAGAUCAGCAAACGCCUGUUCUGGAACUCGCUCUUGUACGAGAGCGAUCUUUUGGCGGAACUCGAUCUUCCUCACUCCGGUAUCGUGAAUUUUGAGGAGUUUGUCGACCUCCCAGGGGGCUUUGAGGAGGAAGAGGAAGACGGGGAGGAUGAGGAGGAGGUAGUGGAGAGUAGGAACCCAGAUGGUGACGAUCAUCACCCUAACAGACGCCCCACUGUUAGACAUACUGGAGACCCACCAGGUCGAGAUGAGCUAUGGUACUUCUUGGCCGAGAUCGCUCUACGGAGACUCUUGAACCGAGUCAGUCAUCUAAUCUACCAAAAAGACCAUCCACAUACACUUGUCUCGCUGGGACCAAUAGUGUCGGAGCUGGACUUCCAGCUAUCACAGUGGCAUGACAGUCUACCACAAACGGUAAAAUUUCCUCUUACACAUAUCCCACUCUCCAACCCCGUGCAAACAGUUCUCCGGCUUCGCUAUAAUGCAUGUCGCACCAUCAUCUACCGUCCCUAUAUUCUGGCAGUAUUUCAAAAUGAACAAGCUGGCGUGGACCCGAACGUGCGAGAGUGCUGUCGAAGGUGUCUAGAUGCCACAAUGCGUCAACUUGAACACAUCACUAGCCACCGAGAGGGCCAUCUCCCAUAUCUUUGGCAGGGUGCCUUGUCGAUGGUGUCCCAGACCCUUCUGAUAAUGGGUGCUACCAUGUCACCCACUCUGUCCAUUCUCCUCCCGGCCCCGCCUCGUGUGGAUGCUAUCAUCUCUAACGUAAUUGCCGAAGUUGAUAGAUAUAAACACCUGGCACCAAGCCUGGAAUUGUCUGCAGAGAUCAUUCGUGAUGCCGAAAGACGACGGCAAAUCUGGCUCCGGUCACCUGGCAUUGUUGUUCUAUGA
Molecule: messenger RNA, 1932 nt
Organism: Penicillium verhagenii
Lineage: Eukaryota; Fungi; Ascomycota; Eurotiomycetes; Eurotiales; Aspergillaceae
Product: Zn(II)2Cys6 transcription factor
Exons: 2
Coding region: 1-1932 (643 amino acids)
Biological process (GO): regulation of DNA-templated transcription
Molecular function (GO): zinc ion binding; DNA-binding transcription factor activity, RNA polymerase II-specific
Source: RefSeq, a predicted model, not a curated record